CACGUCAGAGCUCCGACUUCCUCCCGACGCCGUCUGUGAUUGGCUCCUGGGGUUAUAAGAAACACGUGAAUGAACAGCUGCGGUUGGCAGAAACUUGCUGGAGGUCUCUAGGUGGUAUCGCUCUCUCCUCCUUGUCAACCCACGGGCGAGAGGAUCCGGGGGAGGAUGAAGUCGUCCUGUGUUCUGCUCACCGCCCUGGUGGCGCUGGCCGCCUAUUACGUCUACAUCCCGCUGCCCAGCUCAGUGUCGGAUCCCUGGAAGCUGAUGCUGCUGGACGCGACUUUCCGGGGCGCACAGCAAGUGAGUCACCUUAUACACUCCCUGGGACUGAGCCAUCACUUGAUUGCACUGAAUUUUAUCAUCGUUUCUUUCGGAAAGAAAAGUGCAUGGUCGUCUGCCCAAGUGAAUGUGACCGACACUGACUUUGAUGGGGUGGAAGUCAGAGUGUUUGAAGCCUCUCCAAAGCCACAGGAGCUGCUGAGACGCAGUGUUGUUUAUAUCCACGGAGGAGGCUGGGCCUUGGCCAGUGCAAAAAUCAAGUAUUAUGAUGAGCUGUGCACAGCGAUGGCUGAGGAACUGAAUGCUGUCAUUGUCUCCAUUGAAUACAGGCUAGUCCCAAACGUUUAUUUUCCUGAGCAAAUUCAUGAUGUUGUCCGUGCCACAAAGUACUUCCUGCAGCCAGAAGUUUUACAGAAGUACAAGGUUGACCCAGACAGAAUUGGCAUUUCUGGGGACAGUGCUGGUGGAAAUUUGGCCGCUGCCCUUGGACAACAGUUUGCUCAAGAUGCCAACCUAAGAAAUAAGCUCAAACUGCAAGCUUUAAUCUACCCGGUCCUCCAAGCUUUAGAUUUUAACACACCCUCUUAUCAGCAAAACGUGAACACGCCCAUCCUGCCCCGCUAUGUCAUGGUGAAGUACUGGCUGGACUACUUCAAAGGCAACCACGACUUUGUGCAGGCCAUGAUAGUGAACAAUCACACUUCGCUUGACGCGGAAGAGGCUGUUGCCCCCCGGGCCCGUCUUGACUGGACGUCCCUCUUGCCUGCAUCCAUCACAAAGAACUACCAGCCUGUCAUGCAGACCAAGGGCAAUGCCAGGAUCGUCCAGGAGAUCCCCCAGUUGCUGGAUGCCCGCUCUUCCCCACUCAUCGCAGACCAGGAAGUGCUUCUGCACCUGCCGAAGACCUACAUUCUGACCUGUGAGCACGACGUCCUGAGAGACGACGGGGUCAUGUACGCCAAGCGUUUGGAGAGCGCAGGCGUGGAGGUGACCCUCGACCACUUUGAGGAUGGCUUCCACGGGUGCAUGAUUUUCACGAGCUGGCCCACCAACUUCUCAGUGGGAAUCCGGACUAGGGAUAGUUACAUCAAGUGGCUGGAUCGAAACCUGUAAAGGAGUCAAAUUUCUGGAAGACCCAAGCCCCCUCCUGACCUCCUGCACCUGCUUUGGAAAGACAUGGACUUUUUAGUCACCUAACCCCGCCCCCUCCUUGAUACCUGUGAGUUUUAGAAUCUUGAGUCCCUGCAGACUCUAUGAUAAUCUAAUUUUUAAAAAUGAGUCCGACUAACUUAAGUACAAAAACAUCUGAGUUUGGUGCCCCCAAAGUGGACCUUUCUCUCUGUUCUCUAUUUUAGUCAACUACCUUUAAUAUCCACAGCUGCAGAGAGUGGGACCAGGAGCCAUAAAUUGCCUUGGAUCCUGCCCUUCUCAAGAUGUCCUUUUCAAAAAUUUAUCAGCUGUGGAUUAUAAAAUGACUUUUGAUGAGUUAAGAAAAUGUAAGCUCCUCUUCAACUUGCUAGAGUUUACUUUGGCUUCAGAGCAGUGUUACACGUGUGCACUUUUGGGUCAUUACUGGGGGUCAAGUGCCCUCUGUUCUCUGUAGAUGGUUUUGUUUCCUAUGGGAAUUUUGACAAAGGCUUUCUAGCAAGACAAGUUUYUCAAAGGAUGUUCUCUCUCUAGUGUUCAUUUUAUGAGAAAGCUAUCUCUAAGUCCAGCUGGCUUGAAAUGAUACUUGAAAGUUACUUUCUACAACUAUUCUUAGAAAAUAUGACUGCAUGCACUGGAUAGCGACACCUUGUUAAGCAUUUAUUGUUUGGUCACCACUGUCUCCUUGGGGAAAUCUUUUGGGAACAAAUUUAUUUAGAUUUAGAAUAACUUUCCUAUUAUGAAAUAAGUAAAAACAGACAAAUGAAACAACCUAUUGUUUCAUUAAAAACUGUUUUGGGCGUAAAUUAUUAAGAGCAGUGUGUAUAUAUAUUUGGUACAGUCAGAAAAUAAAGUACAUUUAAUACUAGUUUAACAUUAUGAAAAAUACCUUUAGAAGGUCUAGUCCAUUCUUGAGAACUCAACUUUUUCACUUAUAUGGCUUUAAAAUGGGACUAUUUUGGUAUAAUACAAUGUAUUGUUUAUUUUUUUAAGUUAUUUAAUGUUAAUAUAUAUAGCUAGACAUAGGGCUUUUCUGAAAGACAUCUGUAAUAAAUAUUAAAAGGAAUGGUAUUUUUAAAAAAAAUACUACUUUAGAAUUCUAUCCACAUGUAAUUUUAUGGAAAGAGAUAAAAUAGCAAUUAAUAAUACUAGAUAUUAGGACAAAAUAUUUUGAUAUUUAUAAACAUAUAAAAGUUAAAAUAAUUAGAAAUUCUGACCGCACUUACUAAAGUCCUCUAAAUUUAUACAGUUGAGCAUUCCCUAAUCUGAAAUCUGAAAUGCUCCAAAAUCCCAAAUUUGGAUCCUGAUGUGAUGCCCCGUGUAGAAAAUUCCACACCCUGAUAGUUUUUUUCAUGCUCAAAUUUAUUAAAAAUAAUAAUGCAUUAGGUUACCUUUGGGGUAUGUUAAUUUCUUGUUUAGAUUUGAGUCCCAUCCCCAAGAUAUCUCAUUAUGUAGAUGCAGAUAUUCUGAAAUCUAAAAAAAUAUAGUCCUUUUGAAACCCUUCUGGUCCCAGGUAUUUCAGAUAAGGGAUGCUCAACAUGUAGUUCCAUAGCUUUGACAAGACACGCACUGCUCUCUCCGCACUUUAUGGCCAGAGGAACCCUCUCUUAUAUUCUUCUGGGUGAAGGGCAGACAUCGGUACCUGGUGCCUACACCCCUCAUUUUCUCCUGCUAACCAGGUCUAGAAGUUCCAACACUCAAGUUUAUCUUGACGUCAAUCUUCACUGCCAGUGGGGCAUCUUUGGCAAAGUAAGAAACGUCAAAUCUGAUUUGAGUUGAGCAUCUGUCCUUCUUCCUGCCACCCCUGCUUCUGCCCCAUGAUACUUUUAGGGACUGCAGAAAGCAGCAGCUGAGUCGUGAUACACCAUACUGUGGAAAGAAAGUAGAACCUUCUCACUCUGGGGGACGGGUAUUUCCCACCUCCAGCAAUGAGAUAACAGACGGAAAUUCACAUUCUUGUUUUUAAUUUAUUGUAAGAGCCCAUUGCAUUUUAUGUACAAAACACAAGUUAAUGAAACUGUGUGUCUGUGUGUGUUCCUGUGUGUGUAUAAAAAUAAUCAAGCCACCUAGCUAAGGUACUUAGGUGAGUCACUGACCAUCUCUGGGCCUCUUUUCCCUUUCCUGUGAAAUCAGAGAGCUGAAUUACUGGAUCCUUAAGGUGUCUUCUGACUAAAAAUCCAACCAAUUUGUCAAACUGGACAAACUGUAUUGACCUACGGUGAUUUUUUUUUCUGGAGGGGGAGGGGAGUUCGGGGGGUGGGUCAUAAUUUUAUAUACUCAGAUACAUGCAUCAUCAAAGAUUUGUUUUUCUUAAAAAUUGAGAAUUUAGUUCUUACCCUAUGGUAGUUACCGUCCUCAUAUGAUGCUAUUUUUAUUUUUAUUUUUGUGAGCCUAAGAUUGAUCCUAGGACCUUGCUCAUGUUAGGCAAGCACUCUACCACUGAGCUACACUAUAGCCCUAUUUUAUUUAUUUAUUUUAUUACCAUUUAAAAGUAGACUUUAUUUUGAGUUUUUCCACUCCUAAGAAAUAAGAAAUAUAAUACAUGCACRGAGUUCCUUAAAAUGACACUCCCCCACCCCAGAUUGUGAGCCAAAUCCUAUAGUAAUUACAGACAAAAAAAUGAUUCCAGAUUUUUAAAGAGCUCUCUGAGAUGAAAA
Messenger RNA from Urocitellus parryii (Arctic ground squirrel), 4082 nucleotides. RefSeq names its product neutral cholesterol ester hydrolase 1 (gene Nceh1). Gene Ontology annotation, cellular component: membrane. The record is from RefSeq and is a predicted model, not a curated record. Gene Ontology annotation, molecular function: carboxylic ester hydrolase activity. Lineage: Eukaryota; Metazoa; Chordata; Mammalia; Rodentia; Sciuridae.